Molecule: messenger RNA, 354 nt
Organism: Sipha flava (yellow sugarcane aphid)
Lineage: Eukaryota; Metazoa; Arthropoda; Insecta; Hemiptera; Aphididae
Product: general transcription factor II-I repeat domain-containing protein 2A-like
Exons: 1
Coding region: 1-354 (117 amino acids)
Source: RefSeq, a predicted model, not a curated record
AUGAAAAAAUCGGAUUUGAGUUAUGAUAAAAUUGUGUCAAUUUCCACUGAUGGAGCUCCAGCGAUGAUAGGAAAAGAAAAAGGAUUGUUAAAAAGAAUCCGGGAUAAUAAUUCCGGGAUAUUAACUUAUCAAUGCAUAAUUCACCAAACAUCGCUUUGUAGUAAACUCAGUGCUACACUGAAAGACGUUAUGGACGGUUUGAUCAAGUUAAUCAAUUUUAUCAGGUCGCGUUCUUCUCUUCAACACAGACAGUUCAAAGAGUUUCUGUGUCAAUGUGAUUCGGCUUAUUCAGAUUUACUACAGCACAAUCAUGUUCGUUGGCUCAGUAAAGGUCGAGUAGUUGAACGUUUUUAG